CCAAUCAUGUUGUCUAGAGUCCGGGAUCUCCGCACCAGAUUAAUCUUGAUAAACCAACAGUGUAGAUCUUUCUGGUUUUGAAGUCCAUGGAGCUGGGAAAUAGGAAUCAUCUAAAUCCGAGACUUCUUUGUUCAAAUAAAUAAUUGUAGGAAUGACUCACUGACUGACUUUCUACUUCAUCUUCCUUUUACUAUUAUUUUUUAAUUAUUAUUUUAAAUUACAAAUCCUUCCUCUUUCUUCCUUGAGUUCAGUACCAUUUCUGAGUUCCAGACAUACAUAUGCAGCAGGAAAUGAAGAAAUCGAUGGUUUCGGACAAGAAGCUGAUUAACGCUGUCGGGGGGAAAUCUGCAAGAGCGUGCGAUAACUGCAUCAAGAAAAGAGCCCGAUGGUACUGCGCCGCCGACGAUGCUUUUUUGUGCCAAUCCUGCGAUUCCUCCGUCCACUCCGCCAAUCCUUUGGCCCGACGCCAUGAAAGGGUUCGUCUCAAGACCUCUAAUAAUUCCAUCAAUUCAUUCGACGACGACGACGACGACGGCGGCGAUGACGACGGCAGAACCACCGCCGCCAGGUUGCAGGUUUCCGUCCCGUCCAGCUGGCACCAUGGAUUCACCAAGAAAGCUCGGACUCCGAGGAGGCACAAACGCCAUGGGAGGAACCUCAGUUCUUCCAAUUAUAAUUGUAAUUAUAAUUAUAAUUAUAAUCAUAAUCAUAUUCCUCCUCUUCAUUUGGUCCCCGAAAUCGGAUGCGAAGAAUAUUCCCACGACGAAAACGACGAGCAGCUGCUCUAUAGGGUUCCGAUCUUCGACCCCUUCGUCGCCGAGCUCUGCAAUUCCGCCGCUUCAAAUCAGGCGGCGGCGGCGGAAGCGGCGGAAGAUGGGCAGACUUGUUUUGAAAUUGAGCCCAAAACGACGUCGUAUCAGGAGACCAACCAUUUACAAGGGUUUCUUCCCUCUGAAAUGGAUCUUGCCGAUUUUGCUGCCGACGUCGAGAGCUUGCUCGGGAAAGGCCUCGAAGACGAAUCCUUCGACAUGGAAGGAUUGGGGAUUUUAGAUGACGACGGCGGCGGAUCGUGCUCGAAUCCUUUCAGGGUUAAAAUCGAGGAUGACGAUGAAGAUGAAGAAAUUCGUCAGAUUACAGAUGUCGGGAUUGAUUUCGGAAGGGAAUCGAUCGAGCUCAAUUUCGACAACGAUUCCGCAAUUCGAUUUGACGAAGAAGGAGAAGAUCGUAAACACGAGAUUAUUACAGGUGCAGAAGAUCCAAUCAUCAGUUUCGAUUCGACGAAAGCUCCGGAGGGAGAUAAUUCCGGCGGAUUGACUUUUCUCAGUCUCAAUUACGACGGCGUUUUAUCUUCCUGGGGCGACGUCAAGUCUCCCUGGACCACCGGACGGCGACCGGAGUUAAAAUCCGGCGAGUUUUUGCCGACGAAUCUGGGCAUCAACGGCGGGGGCGCGGCGGCGCAGUACGGAGAGAUGGGGAUGAUGAACGGCGGCGCCGCGGCGGCGGCAAUGGUGGACGGCGACAGGGAAGCGAGGGUUUCGAGAUACCGGGAGAAGCGGCGGACGCGGCUGUUUGCGAAGAAAAUAAGGUACGAGGUACGGAAACUGAAUGCGGAGAAGAGGCCACGAAUGAAAGGGAGAUUCGUUAAGAGAACAAGCCUGGCGGCGGCGGCGGCGGCGGCAGCUUUUCCGUUGUACAUGAAUAACAACAAAUAGGAUAAGAUAAGAGAAGAGAAGCAUUAGUGAACAUUAGUCUGCCCACCUGUCUGUCAUCGCCAUUGAUGAUAUAUGAUCAAGUUCUGUUCAGACAACAUUCUGCAGGCAUGUGAUAUGCUUAUAUAUAUAUAUAUAUAUGUAUGUGUCGUGUAUAUAAAUUAUUACUAGUAUACUACAAUAAAAUUAAAACUGUCCUCUAUGCACAUAUAUAAAUAUACAUAUGUAUGUCUUAUAUGUGUAAAGAUUUCAUCUUUAUUAGGAAUUUUAUCAUCUUCUACUACUGUGUAUAA
Messenger RNA from Andrographis paniculata, 2002 nucleotides. RefSeq names its product zinc finger protein CONSTANS-LIKE 16-like. Gene Ontology annotation, cellular component: nucleus. Gene Ontology annotation, molecular function: protein binding; zinc ion binding. The coding region runs from base 279 to 1712 and encodes 477 amino acids. The transcript is spliced from 2 exons. The record is from RefSeq and is a predicted model, not a curated record. Gene Ontology annotation, biological process: regulation of DNA-templated transcription. Lineage: Eukaryota; Viridiplantae; Streptophyta; Magnoliopsida; Lamiales; Acanthaceae.